This is a messenger RNA of Arxiozyma heterogenica, 879 nucleotides long. RefSeq names its product S-adenosylmethionine-dependent methyltransferase (gene CRG1). The coding region runs from base 1 to 879 and encodes 292 amino acids. The transcript has a single exon. Lineage: Eukaryota; Fungi; Ascomycota; Saccharomycetes; Saccharomycetales; Saccharomycetaceae. The record is from RefSeq and is a predicted model, not a curated record. Gene Ontology annotation, molecular function: S-adenosylmethionine-dependent methyltransferase activity.
AUGCCAAGUACAAGUUAUUUAGACAAGGAUUUUGGAGCUUCUUAUUACGACAGGUUCCGUCCUUCUUAUCCUAACACUUUAGUCCACAAAAUCCUUUCUUAUCAUAAUGAAAAAACCGAAAAUGAAUUAAACACCUUAGUCGAGGUUGGUUGUGGAACCGGGAUUGCUACUAAAUUGUUCAUGAAUCAUUUUAAAAAAUGUAUUGCUACUGAUGCAUCGUCUAGUAUGUUAGAAUGUGCCAAAAAUACACUCCCAAAAGACUCAAAUGUCACAUACAAGCUCGCAAAAGGGGAAUGUUUAGUAGAAGAUGGAAAAAUUGGUUUGAAUUCAGUGGAUAUGGUCAUUGGUGCUCAGAGUAUUCAUUGGUGCGAUUUUUAUACCUUAUUUGAACAAGUUCACAAAAUAUUGAAACCUAAUGGUACUUUUGCAUUUUGGUUCUAUACACAACCUGAGUUUAUUGAAUUAAAUGGAUUUAAUGAAAUUUAUUACAAGUAUGGUUGGUCUGAUGAAUUCAUGGGCAAAUAUUUAACGCCAUUUCAGCGUCAUUUUUUCACUAAAUUUACUGAGAAUGACCAAUUAAUGGAUCAAUUGAAAAACCAUUUUGAUGACAUUAAAUUCGAAGUAUCCUGCUAUUCUAAGGGUCACUCAGAUCCAAAUGCACCAUAUUACCAAACCACCGAAAUGUCUAUGUCUGAUUUAAGAGAUUUGGUCAAAUCAUGGAGUCUUUAUACAUCUUGGGUCAAACACCAUCCAAAUGACACUAUUGAUAUUGCUGACAGAUUUAUUAAUGAAGUAAUUGAAAAAUUUAAUAUAACAGAUGAAAAUAAAUUAUUUAAAGUCCAAUGGACCACCUUUUAUUAUAUGUGCCGUAAUAAAUAA